Messenger RNA from Brassica oleracea var. oleracea, 1454 nucleotides. RefSeq lists its product as uncharacterized. The transcript has 5 exons. The coding region runs from base 218 to 1291 and encodes 357 amino acids. The record is from RefSeq and is a predicted model, not a curated record. Gene Ontology annotation, molecular function: ubiquitin protein ligase activity. NCBI's taxonomy places the organism in Eukaryota, Viridiplantae, Streptophyta, Magnoliopsida, Brassicales, Brassicaceae.
AUCGGUUACUUGUAGACUUCAAACACAAACUACUUAAAAGGUGGAUUUAAUUAACUAACACGUUAAUCAAGUUUCACUAAAACAAAGUUAGCAAAAAAAGUUUCUAUCAACCCUUCCCUUCUUCCCCGCGUUGUGUGUCACGUUCCCCACCUCUCCAUUAUCUCUUCCUCUUUUUCAUUUUUUUUGUGUGUUUCUUCUCUCAGAAAAAGACAAGACAAUGCCUGUUUCUUCAGAGCCUUCGUCUUCUUCAACAACAAUCGGUCAACACAUCAGACUCCGACCAAGAAAUCUCCCACUACUUCCCACCGCCGAUGAGCCUCUAGUUCCAAAACCUAGCCGUGUCUCUAAAUCGGCCAUGUCUUCCUUCUUCCUCUUACCAUCUAACGAAACCACAAGGAAGACAACGUCGUCGUUUCGCAGGCUUGGCUGCACUUCCUCCGCGUCUCAGCAGGUCUCCGUCCCGGCGGUGAUUCGCUCCUCCGCGGAUUGGGGUGCGACUAAGACCAAGAGCAAGAACAAGAACAAGGGUACUGGUCGCGAGAGUGGCGGUUCGGUUAAGAUCUUGACCGAGGCAGGAGAUGGAGGAAACGCUUGUGGAGCGGUUCCUGACGUUUGGUGCGGACCCGGUGUUGGGUUCUCGAUGGACGCGGUGGUUGACCCCGUGGAAGCGGAUCCUCCGAGAAGGAAUAUUCCGGCUAGACGCAAAAUCGAUGGUGGUGAUAUGAACAUUAGUAGUACUAGUCACAAGUCUAAUCAGACAGAGGGUUCUUCUGUUCCUCCUAGGCGAUCUCAUAAUCAAGAAUCAAAUCCUUACUUUGACUCUGAUUUGACUUCGCGUGGUGAACAGACGCAGACCCUUUUCUCUGAUAGAUAUCAUCGUCAUCUACGACAACCUUACCCUAAUGGGCUCUCCGAGAUGAUGUUGCUACGGAAUAGUCUUGUAAUGGGAGGGGUACUUAGUUCUUACGAUCACUUCCGUGACUUGAGGCUCAACGUCGAUGGCAUGUCAUACGAGCAACUUUUGGAGCUUGGAGAUAGAAUUGGGUAUGUGAACACUGGGCUCAAUGAAAAACAGAUCAAAACCUGUCUCCGGAAAGUCAAACCAUUCAAUAAAGAUACACCAUUAGAUGAUAGAAAGUGCAGCAUUUGUCAAGAAGAUUACGAGGCAAAGGACGAGGUGGGGAAGUUACGAUGUGGGCACAGAUACCAUAUCAGCUGUGUGAAACAGUGGCUGCUGAGGAAGAAUUGUUGUCCUGUCUGUAAAACGAUGCCAUGUGUUUCAAAGUCUUAGAUAUUUAUAUCUCCUCAUGCUUUGAUGAUUCUUUUUUUCGAGAUUGAACCCAAUCACUAUUUUACUUUCAGAUUAUUUAUUUUCUCUUGAUUUACUAUUUUACUGCUGAAAACAAAACUGGUUGAUCAAACACUGUAAGCAACAUCAAUGUUGGUGUUUAUUA